Molecule: messenger RNA, 1238 nt
Organism: Octopus sinensis (East Asian common octopus)
Lineage: Eukaryota; Metazoa; Mollusca; Cephalopoda; Octopoda; Octopodidae
Product: ornithine decarboxylase antizyme 2-like
Biological process (GO): positive regulation of protein catabolic process
Cellular component (GO): cytoplasm; nucleus
Molecular function (GO): ornithine decarboxylase inhibitor activity
Source: RefSeq, a predicted model, not a curated record
UUUAAUUGUGGUCUUUUCUUAAUAAACCAGCAUUUCAGAAGAGCUUAGUGGUUAAAGCAAGCCAGUAGGUUGUGUGUAGCCCUGCUCCAAGCCUAGUAAUGUUGUGUGCCUCCAAGGCUAUAGUUAUAGACGAAAACUUUGGCCCACAAGUAAAAGAAGAAGCAAUGCCUUCCUUACAGCGUAGUGAUACGUGGGAGACGGAGAGAUAUUGUAUAUCUCUCGGUACUGGGCCUCGGUGGUGUUCCGACGCCCCCCACGCCGAGAUGUCUGAACUGACAGAGGGCAGCGGUGUGGGGAUCAGGAAAGAGCCCCCUGUCAAUGCCAAAAGCCCAUAUUUUGGGCAUUUAGGGGCUUUGGCACAGGCACAGGUUGCCUCGAACUUGUGCUUUAAAGUUGAAGUUGCCGAAGGGAUGCAGGUUACCUGGGAAACUAUGCUCGUUGAUGGCAAGUUGUUUGUGGAGAUACCCACCGGUAUAUUACCAGAAGGUUCUAAAGAAGGCUUGGUUACUUUGCUGGAAUUUGCCGAAGAGAGACUCCACUGCAAGAAUGUCAUAAUCUACUUCAAAAGGGAUCGCAACAACAGAAGUUCCCUCAUCAAGACUUUUAUGUUUCUUGGUUUCGAAGUGGUUCCACCCGGCAAUCCUCUAGUCCCGAACAUUGGCGACUUAAUCUUCAUGGCAUAUACCAUCCUAAGCGACGAUCUCUCAGACUGAUCUGCUUACCUCUAUUAAGAUUCUUUGACACUCAGGUUGCAAUAUCGUUCUUCUUUUUAAUCGAAAAAAAAAAACAAUUUUAAAAAAGACCAUUUUGCAUCAGGGAUACAGUUACCAUUAUUCUUAAGUGUGAAUCUAAAAAUAAAAUCUAUGGAUUUUUUUCCCCCCUUAUUUCCUUUUUAUUAAAAAUUAGUUUUGUAGAAAUUUAUUUGAAUUUUUUUUCUUUUUUUCUUGUGUCUAGAUAAGAUGUGAUUGCACAAAAAACUCAAAAAUUCAAAAAAAUAAAUAGCCCGAAAAAUACACAUAUAUAUAUAUAAUAUAAAUAUAUAUGUAUAUAUUAUAUGUAUAUAUAUAUAUAUAUAAUAUAUAUACAUGUCUUUAUUUUUUUAACAUUACCAUUUAAACAAUGGAGAUGUCCUUGCAACCUUUCUUUCCAAGAAUCUUACCCUCUGUCAAAGAAAAAAAAAAACAUUGUAUCCAUGAGUUAUAAAAAAAUUUAAAAAAUCACCCCCCAAAAAAAAAGAA